AUGCUCAGAAUUAAUCGUACUUCACAUUCACCAUCUGAUAGCAAACCAAAAAUGAGUGGAUCAUAUACAGGAUGGCCAAAUGAUCAAGAUCAAAAUCAAAAACUUAAUGGAGUCGGCUUUGUUCUCUUCAAGACAAAGGAAGCUACAAAAGCGGCUCUCGAAAAAUCCAUGUAUAAACCACUCAAAGGAAAGAUACCUUAUGUUAGCUACUUCCAAAUGAAAGAAGAACGUCAACAUCAAAAGGCCCUGAAUCGGAAGUUAGCUCUCUAUAAAUCAAAAAUGGUCCCAAGCAUAAAGAGUGAAUCUAAUGAAAAUCGAGACAAAUUCGCUCCUUAUUAUCCUCCGCAAGAAGUGACUUUAUCUAUUCCGGUUUCACAGCUGUCUUUUGCAAAAGAUUCCAUCUUAACUAAACUCAAAGAGCGUGGAUUUGGUAAAAGAAGGAUUAAAAAGAUUCUGAGUUCUAUUUCCAAUGAGCAAGCAAUAUCCAUGUAUAGCGAUUUACAAAAACUGAAUGACUGGAUAGAAUCAUUGGUUUAA
Molecule: messenger RNA, 537 nt
Organism: Trichomonas vaginalis G3
Lineage: Eukaryota; Parabasalia; Trichomonadida; Trichomonadidae
Product: RNA binding
Exons: 1
Coding region: 1-537 (178 amino acids)
Molecular function (GO): nucleic acid binding
Source: RefSeq, a predicted model, not a curated record